GGGUUUCCACGUUAAAUCUUGGUGUUCGUUUAUCGCUUGAUUGAUUGCUUGUUGUUGUGUUUGCUAUUCUUGAUCGGUCAUAUGAUUUUGCCCAUUUUGACAACACAAAGACGGGAAAAUUAUUUAUUGCUUCCGCUAGAAAAUUGAGGUGAUUUUCCCAACAAUUGGUAUCAGAGCUUGAGUCAUAUUUUUUGGUGAUUUUCUUGUGUUGUUAAAAUGGAAGAUAAAGCUGUUUUGGGGGAAUGCUUAAAUUGACCUCCUCCAAUUAUCAAAGUUGGAAACCCAUGAUGGAAGAUUUUUUAUAUAUUAAGGACUUGCAUGAACCGAUCUUGAAUAAGGAGAUGUCAAGCGGUAAACAAGAAGGUACUUGGAGAUUGCUAUUGGGAAGAAGUGAAGAAGGUGCACCAAUGAGAACGGUUUCAAGCCAAGCAAGAUGGGGUUAUAUCCUUGCUUGAUGAUCGUGGUCAUUCCCUGGUAAAGUUGCAUGGAAGCAAGCGAGCACCCAAGAGCAAUCGGGUGUUCAAGUUGAAGAGAAGAGAGCUUUGCUCACAACCCACGGAUUUGGCGCAGUUGGUUGUGAAAGAAAAACAGAGAAGAAAUGGGGUGAGAGCCGAGAGAAGGAAGAAGGGAGAAAAGAAGAGGUGCAGCAUGGUUUUGUGCUCCGAUCGAUGACCAAACGAGCUCCGAUUGGGAUGAAAUUUUAGUAUGUUGUUCCUCACUUCCUCUUCUUCAUAUCCAACGGUGGGAUUGUUGUUUUGACCUCUCGAUGUCGGUAAAAUCGCCUCUGUUUACUGCUGCGUUUUUAUUGGGGAUUUCUCACUUUUGAGUGAAGAUCAUUGUUGUUUGGUGUUCCAAGUUAUUACUUGAUGAUUGUGUAUACCUCUAAUUGAUUUAGAGAGGAUUCUUGGUGUACCCACUGAUUUUCUUGGUGAUUAGUGGAAGGCUUCGUGGUUUUUUUCCCGAUUUGGGGUUUCCACGUUAAAUCUUGGUGUUCGUUUAUCGCUUGAUUGAUUGCUUGUUGUUGUGUUUGCUAUUCUUGAUCGGUCAUAUGAUUUUGCCCAUUUUGACAACACAAAGACGGGAAAAUUAUUUAUUGCUUCCGCUAGAAAAUUGAGGUGAUUUUCCCAACAGAUGACGAGAGAGUGAAGAAGACUAAGAAAAACUAAUAGCUCAAUGCCGAAAUAUGAUCCUAAAUACAUCAGCUAAAAAAAUACUUAUUUCAACAGUUGGAAAAUGCUUAUUUAGAAUGUGAAAAAAAAAAGGAGUGACGCCUGGGAAAAGAAAACAACAAUGCUUUCUUGCAAACCAAUCUUCUCUAAACAACCCUCUUCUCUGUUCUUCACAUCUAUAGUCAUCUUUUUUAUUUUGUCUACACUUGGUGAAGCUUCUGUAAUUGAUUACAUUGAAUCCUCCUCCCCCUUCAUCCCAGGUGGGUUUGUUUGGAGCCAAAAUGGAGCCGUUUCAAGGGAAAGCGAAGGAAGUACCCUAAGGAAUGCCCACAAUGGUGGUGUGAGUGUGAGUGAGAGUUCUUCAUCCUUAGUACUUGCUGCAGACAGAACACACAGAAAAGAUCCAUCUGACAACUUAAAAUACUAUACCGGUGGAUGGAAUAUCAGCAAUGAGCAUUACAUCUAUUCUGUCGCAUUUACCGGUGCUCCACUUUUCUUCAUUGCUGCGGUUUGGUUUUUGGGUUUUGGCCUUACAUUACUAUUGAUUUGUCUUUGUUGCUGCUGUUGUCGAAGAACUCCCAAUGGUUACUCUCUGAGUGCUUAUGUGCUUUCACUUAUCCUUCUCUCCUUAUUUACCAUCGCUGCAAUCAUUGGUUCCGCGGUUCUGUAUACCGGACAAGACAGGUUUCACAGUAGUACAAAGGGCACACUAGACUUUGUUUUGGCGCAAGCAGAUUCAACCGUAAACAAGCUGAGAAAUGUGUCGACCGUUCUGGCUAUGGCCAAAAGCACGGGCAUUGCUCAAAUAUUUCUACCCAGAAAUGUUCAAAGCGACAUUGAUAAGGUUGAUAGGACCAUCAAUUCUGCUGCUGACACUCUUGAAACUGAAACGAGGAAGAACAAGAAGGACAUCCUACAUGUUCUUGACCUUGUGGGACAGAUUCUCAUAGUUUUAGCUGCUGUUAUGCUUGCCUUGGCUGCUCUUGGUUUUCUUUUUUCUCUCCUUGGCCUCCAGUCUCUUGUCUACAUUCUUGUUUUCACGGCAUGGAUUCUCAUUGCCGCCACAUUGAUCUUGAGCGGGGUGUUUGUGCUCUUACAUAAUGUGGUGGGAGACACGUGCGUUGCCAUGGACGAAUGGGCGAAAAAUCCCAAGGCUCACACAGCAUUGGACGAUAUCAUUCCGUGUGUCGACCCUCAAGCUGCUCAAGACACACUGUCUCAGAGCAGAGAGGUAACAUACGCAAUGGUUUCAGUUGUUAACCGCAUCAUAAGCGACGUGUCCAAUGUCAACAUGCCAUCCCUUUCGCCUCUUUGGUACAACCAAUCUGGUCCCUUGGUGCCCAGUCUCUGCAACCCGUACGACUCCGACAAGAGAGACCGAAAGUGUGUGACUGGGGAACUCAACUUUGAAAAUGCAACCCAAGUUUGGAAGAAUUACGUGUGUGAGGUUUCAGCAGACAACAUGUGCAGCAGGGUGGGGCGCUUAACGCCGGAUUUGUACAGCCAGAUGAAAGAUGCAGUGAAUGUGAGUGGGGGUUUGUACCAAUACGGUCCAUUCUUAACUGAUUUACUCGACUGCACGUUCCUCCGAGGCACAUUUAACGCGAUACACGACCACCAUUGCCCAAACCUGUGUCGGUUCAGCAAGUGGGUCUACAUUGGGUUGGCUCUGGUUUCUGCUGCGGUGUCCCUUUCGCUCAUCUUCUGGGUGAUCUAUGCCAGAGGAAGGAAACACCGUAAGUAUUACGCCGAACUUGAGGAUGCCAGAUCCGGGUCCGGUUCCCCAUUCCCGGCGGGCAAAUGAUGUAAAUAGUUUAAUAUGCAAUAGGAGUCCUUAUGAAUUAUAUCAUACUCAAGAAAAAGUCAGUGCAGUUUUGGUAGUAUAAGAACAAUGAGAUCAUAAUGAUUCCAUGAUCAUUAUUGUUGAAAUUAAGUCCCAUUUAGCGUGUCUACGUUGUCGAGCCUUUUGAAGGCAACGUUUACACCGAAUAUGGGAAAAUUCC
Molecule: messenger RNA, 3172 nt
Organism: Cuscuta campestris
Lineage: Eukaryota; Viridiplantae; Streptophyta; Magnoliopsida; Solanales; Convolvulaceae
Source: the annotation of a GenBank genome assembly